Molecule: messenger RNA, 702 nt
Organism: Cuscuta epithymum
Lineage: Eukaryota; Viridiplantae; Streptophyta; Magnoliopsida; Solanales; Convolvulaceae
Source: the annotation of a GenBank genome assembly
AAAGACAUCCUCACUUCUUCUUCAUCAUAAGCAUUAUCACCUUCUGCUUUCAAGCAGUGGUUCCAUCUGAUCUAGGAGGAGAGAGACAAGCCCUUUUGGACUUUGCUAAUGCUGUUUUGGUUAUCCCUGGGAACCAUAAGCUGGAUUGGAACCCGAGAGGUCUAGUGUGCAAUCAAUGGGUCGGUGUCAAAUGCAGCAAUGCAGCAAAUGGGAGGAAGAGAGUAGUUGAGCUUCAUCUUCCCGGGUUUGGAAUCCAUGGGUGUAUCCCAGAGCAUACAAUAGAUAUGUUGGAUGCUCUCGAAACUCUCCAUCUUGAGAAUAACUCGCUCACCGGACCGAUACCGCCUGGCCUCGGCCACCUCCCCAAUCUUAAGCACUUGAACCUAAGUAACAAUCACUUCACUGGCUCCAUCCCCUCACCCCUCGGGCGAUUUCAUCCUUCUUCAUUUGGAGGGAAUAAUAAUCUUUUCCUAUCUCACCGCCAUCCUAUUAUUACUACGACUACUACUACUACUUCUCUGGAUCUUGCGGGUGAUCUACCCGAUCCCGAUCCCGAGCACCCGCCGCUGCUUACUCUUUCAGUGUCAAGAAGGCUUCACCAAAGAAGGAGGACUUGGAGGAGUAAAAAAUCUAGAAAAGUUUGUUACAUUGUAAUAGGGUGUAUAUCCGGUGUAGCGUUUGUGUUUAUCAUCAUCUGUCUUG